Molecule: messenger RNA, 660 nt
Organism: Colletotrichum phormii
Lineage: Eukaryota; Fungi; Ascomycota; Sordariomycetes; Glomerellales; Glomerellaceae
Product: YesU protein
Exons: 1
Coding region: 1-660 (219 amino acids)
Source: RefSeq, a predicted model, not a curated record
AUGGCAGAGACCCUCCUCUACAGCAACCCCCUAAACUCAACCGCCGACGUCGCAACCUGGGUAGCAGAGGGUCCCCUCACCGUAGCAGCCGUCAACGACACCCUCGAGCUCUCGGGCGGCGGCAACCCAGACGACUACUUCGUCUACUGGGUGCCCGAGGUUUUUCCCGAUGGCAUCCGCAUCACCUGGGAAUUCUCCCCGCGCAACGAGCCCGGCCUGGCCAUGUUCUUCUUCGGCGCCGCCACCGUCGCCGACGAUGGCAAGGGGUCCAUCUUUGACCCGUCCUUGAAGCCCAGGAACGGGAGUUACCCGCAGUACCACUCUUCCGACAUCCGCACCCUGCACGCGUCCUACUUCCGCCGGCGCUGGCCCGAGGAGAGGGCAUUUCAUCUGGCGAACCUGCGCAAGUCGCCUGGCUUUCACCUUGUGUCCCAGGGCGCGGAUCCUUUGCCACCUGUCCCUGAUGCCGCUGGUGCGUUUUACAAGAUUGAGGUUAUAAAGGACAAGCGCGAGGUCAAGUUCCGCAUCAACGACUUGCCCAUCUUUGAGUUUUACGAUGACAAGUCUACGGGCCCUAUCAUCCGGGAUGGAAGGAUUGGGUUCAGACAGAUGCAGCCUCUUGUUGCGAGAUAUCGCGACCUUCAGGUGUGGAAGCUUUGA